This is a messenger RNA of Schizophyllum commune H4-8, 6111 nucleotides long. RefSeq lists its product as uncharacterized. The record is from RefSeq and is a predicted model, not a curated record. Lineage: Eukaryota; Fungi; Basidiomycota; Agaricomycetes; Agaricales; Schizophyllaceae. Bases 1 to 6111 code for a protein of 2036 amino acids. The transcript has 13 exons.
AUGAAGGGAGGGCACGCGCUCUUCUCAUCUCAGGAUUGCACAGAGGAGGAGGCAAUGCGUGCGCGGUAUCAGUGGGCCGCCCAGCGAUGCAGGAAAAUGGAGCAAAGAAUAUCGCACGUCCUGCAUCCCGAUAUAAUUUGCCGCCCUCGAGAGCUUCAAUUCGUGGAUGAGUUCCGCAUGGUUGUCGGCGGACUCUCAAACUGGAUGGGCUGCUCGCACACGACAUUGCUGAGGACGAUACUCAUGCGACUGGCCGACGUUAUCAACUUCGCGCCACUCAAAACGCUCGUAUUCGUGUCGCGCAUAGUGCCGCUAUACCUCUGGGCCGCCAUCAUCAAUAACGAAACGUUACGGACAAUCCAUCUGGAGGCCGGCCUUGGUUCGACAGGGUCUAUCUGGCCAGACGCGCCACAAAUUCGAAAUCUCUUAAUCACCAUUCGCAACGACAAGGGCGCAGAGGGCGCGCGCAGAGUGAUAGGUCUCUGUCCCUCUCUGGCAUUCCUCAAUGUUAUCUCCGCCGACGCGGACACACCCAUUUCGAACUCAAUUGUGCGCCCCAUCUCACAAUGCUUGGAUCGCUCGCUUCGUCGACUGCACCUCUAUGGCAUCGACCCAUCGGCCGUGUCCAGCCUUGCUCGUACGCUGAAGAGUGCGGCGGCCCCUCUCCCACUCACGCACUUGUCUCUCACCUCUGCGGAGUGGACGCAUCUCAAGCGGAACUGCGUCCUCCGCCUCAUUCGGGGGCUGCGCAACCUACCGCAUCUGCGCGUCCUUUGCCUGCGUGGUCUGCAGUACACGCAGCCCGGGCUUUUCGGGCGCAUUGCGCGGUUCGCACCGAGGCUACAGGCGCUGACGGUCGGGCACCGGGUGUCGAUCCUUGAAGCUACCAAUCCCUUCUACGGUGCUCGCUGGCCCGCGCCAGCGUACGAGUAUGCCAAGUACCUGACCGGGAUGCGCGAGCUCCGGCACCUGGGCAUAAACAUGGAAUUACAAGGACGGGCUUACUCUCCUGCCGGGCUGCUAGGCUUUGAAAGAAGAAUGUCCGAACCCGAGAUCGCCAGCUCGCUUGACGAAAGCGACCCGGAGGACGAGAUCAGGGAUCCGGACGACUAUCUCACCCGAGACUCGGCGCGACAUACGGCGGCGAUGUUCGCUGCGUAUGCGCCUGCCUUGCAGUCGUUCUUCGCGGGCUCGGAGGAGGAUUGGGUGCCGAUGUUUUCCUGCACGUUCAGUCGGAAGGAUGGAGGAGGAAUUGCUGUGAACGAGCGACCGUCAGAGUCGGAGCUGAUUUGUCAUUCUGAAGGAGCCAAGCGCGACGACACAGCCCUCGGACCUCGAAGGCAGAAUCCCCCUUUGAAGCUCUACGCCGACGAUGUCUACGAAGCUCAGAACAGAUACUGGCAUGCCGAGUUGAAUUUACGGGUCACCAAGAAUGACAAGGACCCCGAAGAGCUUGAGUACGCCGAAGAAAGGGUCCAGCGCGCCCGCGAAUUCUGCGAGAUAGUGCUGGGGAGAGCGUACACGAACCGCCUCUUCGAUAGUCUCAUUGGAUUCCACACUGGAAGCCUUGACCUGUCAGGACGUCACCGUCCGCGCUAUAUGAAGCUAUGCACUCAGCUAGUCGCGAUGGCGAUGGAAUUGUUCGCGAUGAAGGACAAGGUCACCAUAUCCACCCGCGAGGUGCUGGACUGGGACUUCAAGCAGAUGAAGAAGGUGCCCUGCGUCGAGGCCGUCUACGACUUCGAACCGCCCACGCUCUGGGACGACUUUGCCGACAAAUGGCAUGUUAGGUAUUCGCACGAUUACGGAUCGCUGCAGCGCGGAGUUGAGCGUUGCCUGCACACCAUCGGGUCUGCGGAGGUCCGCUUUCAGGUGCUGCUCUUGACCGACCUGCCGCCGGAGCUCCUGGACUACAUCAUGUCGAUGGCCAACACAGAGGAGCUCGCCGCUUGGUCGGGGACGUGCAAGAUCCUGCGCGACCACGCACUCACAUAUGCCUACGAGGAAAUCAAAUACCCACUCAAUUCGGUGCAUACGCUGGACGUGGACCUCAUGGACAAGCUGCGAAAGCGGAAGGACGGGCAAGAGAAGGCGAACAAUUACGUGCGCAAGGUCGCCCUGCGGCAGCGGAAUGCGACCGUCAACCGAAUGCGACAUUUACUCAGGCAGAAGGACGCUUUGGCCAAGACGAAGAACAUAAUCUUCUACGAGGACUGGACUUCCGAUCACUGGAGGUGGUUUGAGUUGUUGGGCUGUUCGUACAACGAUUUCGUGGGUCCACUCGUCAAGCCUCUGGCGCAGCAAAUUCGUUUGGCGCCGCUCACUGAGUUUUCCUACCGAUCGCGGUCCUUGUACGGGCUGGUGUGGAAGGCCAUCUCGCAAUGCAUGACCCUUCACACGCUUACGCUCUUGACCAGCCUGCCUAUGAGCGUGCAAUGGCCUCCAGCGACCAGCGUCGUCAACCUUGUGCUGCAUAUGACGGAAGUCUAUCAGCCAGACUUCCUCUGGGACAUCGUUACGUACUGUCCCUCUGCGCUCUACCUUUGCGUCUUCGCACCCAGCCGACGAGGCGGAACCUCAAUACCGCGCGCCGUGUUCGGCGGCAACGCGUACAACCCCCUCACGCAACUCCGCCGGAUCGACUUGCAUGGGAUGGAUCCUGGGUCUAUCAUCGUCCUGGCAGAGGCUUUCGUGGCCGCCGGGUUGCCCCCUCUCACGCACUUCGCGAUCUCGGCGCCCACGAAGUCGCACAUUACGAGGGAGCCGGUCUUUGCCUUGAUCCGCUCACUGCACAACGCUCGCCAGCUGCAGACGUUGUGCAUCUCGACCCUUCAGUAUGUGCAGCCGGACCUCUUCGCCCUCAUUGGCGAGAACUUGCCCUGGUUGCGAUUGCUGGCGCUCGAGCAUCAGCCCAGCAAGUAUCGAGAGGUCAGGGGAGGCGGGACGCACUGGCCCCGCCCCUCCUUCGAAUACGCCCCUCAUCUCGCUGCCUUACCGCGCUUGAAGCACCUGGGGAUCAACAUAAGCGCGUACGACCUGACUUACACUCCGUACGCCAUGCAUCGCCUUGAAACCGGCUACGACGGCGCAUACGAGGAGGACGAACAUGAACUCGACCGCUUGUUCAGUCGGAGUACUGACGAUGUCGAUCUCGAUGUAGAGGACCCGAGACGCAUCGACGGCCUUGUACCCCCUCGCUGCUGUGUCCUGGGUCUUCGUGGGCCGUUGAUAGGGAUGCCGAUGGGAAAGUCACCCUUCACAUUCACAACCCAACCGAUGCUCGCUGCGAAGGGCUCCGGUUCAAGGAGCUCUCCCAUCGAGCUUUCCGACGACGAAGAUAUGCGCGCCCCUGUCCCGAAAGCACAGACGCUCGCAGUCAAGCCUGGGCGGAAUAACGCAACGCGGCAAACGUCGCCGGCGACGAGGAGUAAAUCGGCGAAGAGGAAACGUGAGGAGGAGCAGCCCGAUGCAUUCGUACCGCGACCGCCCCCGAAGGUCACCGCACAAGCCCCCGCGCCCGUCCAGCCCCAGCCGAAGCAGAAGAACAAGAAGAAGGCUAGCAACAAGCAACAGCAGGGUUCGAAGCAGGCGCAACCCCCUCCCAAAUCCUCCCAGCCAGCCCGUGCGAAGGCACCUGCUCCAGCCCCCACCGCCAAGAAGCAGAAAGGGCGCUCCAUGACGAUAGGCUACGAACCCGAUCCCGACCCCAAGGCUGCCCACGGCUGCAUUCCCAACGAAGCAUUAGCUCCCCUCGCUCCCUGGACGCCCGAUCCCGAGCGCACCCUGGUCAUGGAGAACAUUCCGAAGGCGUACCGCAAUCACCCUGAGUGGGUCUCCAAAUGGGCGCUGAGCGUCUGCGGCGUCGCGCCGCCAAUCGUGGUGACGAACAAGGUGCUCCGGGACAGGGCGAUCAUCGAGUUCCCCUCGAAUGCGCUAGCGUCGUCGGCCUGGAGGUCGAAGCGGUUGAAUCCCGAGCUCGACAAGCUGCCGCCCGAUCAGCUCAAGGGGCAGCCGCGACUAGACUUUAUCCGCGUUUAUUGGCUUGUGGUGGACGGCGAGUCGCCAGGGUACAAUCUGGCGCAGAAACGGCAGCAGGAGGCCAAGGGUCAGAUGCCUGCCUCAGAGGGCGGCGAAUCGUCCACUUCAUCCGCGCCUGCACCCAAAUUAUCCAAGAAGCAGAAACAGAAGCAGAAAGCGGAUGCUCAACACCAACAGCAACCCCCACAACCGCCACCCUCACUCACCCCAUACACCGACGCCGCACUCACACAAUUGCCCUCCCUGCCGAGACGACCAUCACUAUCCUUGACGCCAUACACCGACGCUGCUCUUGCGGCCAAUCAUGGUCAACCGGUUCCCCCUUUAUCCUAUACGCCCUAUGCGGACGCUUUCCUGCUCAGGCGCGCUCAAGCUGCAGCCGAAGGGCGGGACGUUUGGGACGACGAUCUCUACGCGCAGGCACUGGCGUCUCUUCCAUCUCUGUCUACGCCCAUCCUUCCACCACCUCCGCCCAAUGGCCAUUCUGCCUCGGACAGGGCAUCCCGGCCUCAAGCCUCCCGUCCAUCCCAAAGACAACCCCCUCCAAUGCAACUGCCGCUCAGGUCGCCGUCCCCUUUCGCCAUCGGUCCGCCGAUUGAUAUCGACAUGAACACCAUCCAGCGUCGCGCGUCGAGCUCGUCCGCGGACUGCGUGAUGAUAUCGCCUGUGCGGUCGAAUGCGGCGUCUUCGCCCGUACGUUCGCACGCGGCGUGCUCUCCCGUUCGCUCGAAUGCACUGUAUCCGCCCAUCCGCUCGGAGGCGGCGUGCGCUUCCGCAGACCCCAUCGUCAUCGACGUGGACGAGGGGGAGUACGAGGUGGAUGGUCGGAUGCAAUCGCUGGAGCCGGGCGAGAUACGGAUGGAUUAUGUGCCCCCUCCAGCACCUCCCAAAGCCCCCUUGGACCCGGCGCUGACACCACGAAAGCCUGCGCCAGUGGUGGCUUCGAAACCUGCGCCCGUGACGGCGUCGAAACCUGGACCGUCGAAGGGUGCGCACGCGAGGGAGUCCGCCCCGAUGGCGUCGUCUUCUAGCAAGUCGACGGCGGCUCCGUCGGGGAAGUCUACAGCGACCUCGUCGGGCAAGGCUACGGCGACCCCGUCUGGGAAGCCUUCGGCGGCUCUCUCGAAUGCGGCCAUCACACCGGAGCCCAUGGCUGUGGUGCAGGAUGAGGUCGAGGGAACGACCCAAGACAAGAGUGAGGGGGUGACGCGGUUGGAGGACGAGCUGAAGGCUUUGGUUCGCCAGAGUAGGCGGACGGCGCCACGGGCAGCACCAUCUCAUUCUGCUGGACCUUCUUCCUCUCAUUCCACUCAACUACCAUCUUCGCAUCCUACCCGGCCUCCAUCGCCUCCACCUCAGUCAUCUAUCGCGACCGCAACGACGUCGCUCACUUCGCAGUCCUCGCAGAUGAGCCAGAAAGCAUCUUCUGCGACGGUCCCUCAGAGCGCUCCCGCGACGGGCACCCAGACCGCAACCGCGAUGACAUCACAGAGAGCAACAGCGACAAUGAUCCAGAGCGCAGCCGCGACGGUGGAAGACGACGCGGAGAUGUUCAUCAAGAUGGCCAUCAGCGAGGCGUCGACGCAACCUUUGAGCGCAGACUCGGCAUCGGCGACGAGCGUAGGACCAUUGGUGCUGCAACCCUCAAUGCCAAUGACCAUUGAGCAGAAGACACAAGUAUUGCAGACGAGUAGCAGGACACAAGUGUCGCAAAGCUGGCCUCCCCAUGCGAGUAGCGGGUCACUCCACCCGAGUAACCGGCCACCCCCUGCGAAUAGCCGGCUCCCCCCCUCCACAGACUUCGAACGCCUCGGUGAUCAUCUGAACGAAAGCAAACGGCUUCUGGCAAUGCUGAGCGCCGCGAAAACAAAGGACGAGCGGGAGCGUAUCGUCGUGCUCAUCAAGGAAAUGAACAGGAGGUAUGCUACGGCGGGAGCAGCCGCGGCGUCCAGCACGCAACAACACACGGCCGGUCAGACGUCGAAGCCAAGGAGGAAGUGGCCAGCUCCCGAGCAAGGGCCGGUGAUCAUUGAGAUCAGCGAUGAUGAGUACGAGUACGACGAAGCGAGCUGA